CACAGAUUUCACACAAGCCUGCUUAAUCACAGUAUGAUCUUGGCCCAAGUAAAAUUCGAUUGCCAGAUAUGCAUUAGCCCGAUAAACGCAGUCAACAACCUCCAAUGAACACAUUGAGGCAUGACUUGGUGACAAAAGUGUAUUGAAGAUUGGAUUAAGUCUUACAAAAACUGCCCAAAUUGUAAAAAGGAGUUGAACAAAAAGUUAUUGAUCAAGAACAUUGCCUUAUCCCAGAUAAUGGCCCAAAAACUGGAAGACAGCUACAUAGAUCCUUGCCGAAAACAUAAAAGUUUGACCAGAAUUAUGUGAAAGGAUUGCAUAGAGCCAGUCUGAGACAUUUGCAUUAGCAGCAACGGCCAUAAAAACUGUUCUUUUAUGACCAUCAAAGAGCUUGUCAUGACCAAUAAGGAUAAAGCUUUAAUAGCUGAGGAAUGGCAGAAAGCUCUUGAAGAAAAUAUGAAACUAUACUCAAAUAUUGUCCAGGAUGAAGAAUUUAGGAUCCAUUACAAGAGUUUCUUCGAUGUUUACAAUCAUUCUCAUGGUAAAAAGGGAUUCGCUUCAGCAUUCAUGUCUGAAUAUGAGAGAGUGAGUUUAAAAAAUGAUACAGCUGAUAUAGAAUCUGUUUUUAAACUUGAUAGAAUUAAUGAGAAAGGAAUGUAUUUAGAAAAAAUGAAAAACGCAAAAUGAAUGGAGGAUCUAGUAAAAGUCAUUCAGGAUAAUCCAUAUUUUGUAGAUCUCUCAUUUUACAAGAUUUAUCAAUACUGUUACAAGAGCAAAGAUUAUCAUGAUAAAUACAAAUUGUUCAAAAAGCAUAAGGAAUACUACUUUGACAUCUCAACUGUAUGAUUUGAAGAUUUAAAGGAAACGAAAAUAGGUUCUGAAGAUUUUUGUGAUGUCUAUGCUAAACUAUACUGUAAGAAAUCUCCAUCGCUCAGCCUGUCUUUCAUCGGUAUAAAAGAACUCAAAGACAUUGACUUCAUGAGAGUAGUGUUCUACUGCCCAAAAAACACUGACAUUUAUAUCGAUUGGAUCCAGCCUAUUGAUAAACAAUCUAAUAAGCUUAAGAUCCGUCAAAAAUUCAUCAAUACGGCUGUAUUAAAUGCCAUCCUGUCUCAAAUGAAAGAGCUAGGAUUGGUUCUUGAGUUGUACUCAAAGAAUACAGAAGAGUGUGUUCAAGAUAAAGUCCAAAGAUUUGAAGAUGCUUUGAACAGAGCUGCCUCAAAAUCCAGCCCUCCGGUAAAGAAUGCAAAAAUUAUCUCUAAAAGAAGCCAAAAGUUGAAAUACAAAGAAGACAAAGACCAAGAUUGAGAAAUGUUUAUGGGGAGAAUUCUGUGUCCAGACAAUUAUUAUUUUGAAAAUGGAUGAAGAAAGAACUGGCCUAAUCGUUAUAAAAAACGGAAAAAGGGAAAUUCCCCGUGGUAAGAAG
Molecule: messenger RNA, 1426 nt
Organism: Moneuplotes crassus
Lineage: Eukaryota; Ciliophora; Spirotrichea; Euplotida; Euplotidae
Source: the annotation of a GenBank genome assembly